GCAGGAGAAGGAAAAGUACUUUCAGCAUGUCUGCAGGGCUGGAGUUGAUCGGUAUUUCUCUGUGCAUUUUGGGAUGGAUUAUUGCCAUUCUGGCCUGCGCCCUCCCCAUGUGGAGGGUGACGGCCUUCAUUGGCAGUAACAUUGUCACAGCUCAGAUCAUCUGGGAGGGCCUGUGGAUGUCUUGUGUGGUCCAGAGCACGGGACAGAUGCAGUGUAAGGUCUAUGACUCCAUGCUCGCCCUCUCCCAAGAUCUCCAAGCUGCCCGAGCUCUCACGGUCAUCUCCAUCCUGUUAGCGGUCCUGGCUGUGCUCAUUGCCAUUGUGGGGGCCAAGUGCACCAACUGCAUUGAAAAUGAGUCAGCCAAGGCCAAAGUGAUGAUUGUCUCUGGAGUCCUCUUCAUUAUAUCUGGUGUCAUGGAGCUCAUUCCUGUCUCCUGGUCUGCUAACACCAUAAUCAGGGAUUUCUACAAUCCGUUACUUACCGAUGCUCAGCGGAGGGAGCUGGGGGCUGCAUUGUAUAUUGGCUGGGCAGCGGCUGCACUCCUGAUUCUGGGUGGUGGACUGCUCUGUUUCUCCUGCCCGCCACGCGAGACGCGAUACAACCCUUCACGAAUGGCUUAUUCGGCCCCACGGUCUGCAGGCGCCCCGGGUUUAGAAAGGAAGGACUAUGUUUGAACAAGGAAGGAAAAACUACACUGAAUCCUGAAGUGGCUCACUCCAUCAAGGUGAAAUGGCAUUUAGACAAAGCGCUCAUGGAAGAAAGAGAACUGCUCAAUGAAUGCAUUUGAUUUUGCCUGUAAUGUUAAAUAUCUCUGUGAUGGGCUUUUUGUUUUCAAGAGACUGAGAAUGAAUACCAGACACAUUUGUGUGCAUAACAUAAUCCUCUGUUUUUAAAUUUAAUAUGACUGAUUUAUUGUUAUUGUUACAUAUUUUUUAUACAGUACUAACUUCUUAAUGUUUACAGAAGUAUUUUUUUUUUCACAGUCCACACUGACACUUUCAUUGUCCAGAACCCUUCUGUAGAAAAUGGUAAAAUUUGUUACGUUGAACAGCAUGAGCGAUCGAUUGUGUGUUGUAAAUACCGUAGAAAGAGUUUCAAUAAUCACCUGUACCAGCAAGACAACUGACAACAUGCAUUAAAAUGAGUUUAAAAUGAGUUUCUAUUGCAGGGUGGUAAAGGACAGCUGCUGAAAGACUGGAGGCAGCGGGGGUGGGGGGGUCAGAGUGUGUACUGAGAAUAAACAAAGGGUUCAUUAACUGAGGUAAUCAUACUGUAUUACAUACAGGUGAAGCGUAUU
Molecule: messenger RNA, 1297 nt
Organism: Archocentrus centrarchus (flier cichlid)
Lineage: Eukaryota; Metazoa; Chordata; Actinopteri; Cichliformes; Cichlidae
Product: claudin-3-like
Exons: 1
Coding region: 27-674 (215 amino acids)
Cellular component (GO): bicellular tight junction; membrane
Molecular function (GO): structural molecule activity
Source: RefSeq, a predicted model, not a curated record